Messenger RNA from Didymodactylos carnosus, 792 nucleotides. The record is from the annotation of a GenBank genome assembly. Lineage: Eukaryota; Metazoa; Rotifera; Eurotatoria; Philodinida; Philodinidae.
AUGGUCAGAAAACAACGGUCCAGCAAAUCGUCAUCAUCAACAGCACCAGCAGCAAAAGCAACAACAGCGUCGUCGCUGUCAACAGUAGCACCGAUCAAAUCAAAAUAUGGUUACAAAUGUUAUAUACCACAACGUGAUGGAUUUGAAGGACAAAAUCAAUUUAUUAGAUUAUUAUUAAAAGAAGAAUAUAAAAAAUUAAAUAAUACCAAUACCAACGCAUUACUAACAGAAGAAGAACUAACAACAUGUGUACAAUAUUUAAUAUAUAUAUUGGAUAUGGGACGUUUUAUACCAAAUGCUCACGUUGUUUUGGGACAUAUUGAUGAGCCGAUGGAUGAAGGAGUUGUUGUGGAAUUGACAUGGGGUAGAACAUUAGGAAAAGCAGUAAUAGGAUGGAGAACAGAUACUCGACCUGUGUUUGGUGAAAUGUCUCAUUCAUUAAAAGGUAUUCAUUGGUUUGUAUCAAAUCAACGUGAUAAAUAUAUAUACCAUGCGUUUGAUAAUAUGAUAAAUACAAAAGAAGCUACCUCACAACUACACGCAGUUGCAGAAUCCAUACAUGAAGCUAUUACUGCGUGUGAAAUAGAAGGGAAAUUGUCUGCCUCUCGCACUGUUCAUUUACAGCCCCCUUCAUCACUUCAACAGCAAUGGUUAAAUCAUGGUAAAGUUAUAUUUGAUGGUAUUGAAAAUUUCCACGCGGAGGAUAAUUUAAGAUUAAUUGUGCAACGGUUAUUGACAUUAAAAUCACAAGGAUUGUUUUGUUUACCUACUGUUAUCAACAAACAUCACUAG